Cryptococcus wingfieldii CBS 7118 is the source of this 1830-nucleotide messenger RNA. RefSeq lists its product as hypothetical. Gene Ontology annotation, molecular function: protein-macromolecule adaptor activity. The record is from RefSeq and is a predicted model, not a curated record. Lineage: Eukaryota; Fungi; Basidiomycota; Tremellomycetes; Tremellales; Cryptococcaceae. The coding region runs from base 1 to 1830 and encodes 609 amino acids. Gene Ontology annotation, cellular component: spindle pole body; nuclear pore transmembrane ring. The transcript is spliced from 10 exons. Gene Ontology annotation, biological process: nuclear pore organization; spindle pole body localization.
AUGUCGGCUCUUCAACCACGACCUCUAGCUGCUCGAGCUGCUGCUGCUCCAGCACCCAUAACAACCAAAAUUGCCUCCACUAAAUUCCUUGCCAAACGAUAUAUGUCUGCCUACUUGGGCAGAGUAGCUCUUUGGACGGUCUUGGUACUUGCCGGGGCAUCUGUAUGCGUUACUGGCUCCGCCUCCUCCGGCCUUUACGCCCUCAUCUACGCCAUCCCCACCUUCAUCUCUCUCGCCGUCAUCCUCAAACUUCGCAAAUCCUUCAUCACCGAACCCUACCGCCCCGCUCCCCGAACCUCUCUCGUCCGACUCUUUCUUUCUUGUUUUUGGAACCCGAGAGCCAUCACGUUGCUCGCGGCGUACUAUGUCUUUGGGUUGACUGUUUCAAAUGCGUGGUUGAGUUUGUUGGGAAGGAAUAAUUGGGGAUUCUUCACUCCUACCAUUCGACACCCGUGGCAGCUCAACGAGCACCGAGUCAUCCUCGUCUUCUCCAACGCAUGCCUUCUCACCACCAUCGCCGCCCGUGACAUCCUUGGUGAUAAACUCAAACCCACAUGGCCGACAGAAAGGAAACCUUUGGGCAAAGCCGUCCAGGCAGCUCUUCUCAGCGAAGUCUGGACGUCCACCCGGAUCGGAUUCACAUUCUCAUGGUCCGUCAUUGCGCCUUUUGCCUACUGCUGGCUCGGUAUCAGGACUUUUGUAUGGCAGUGGGCCAACUGGAGGAUCCUCGCUUCAACUGUCCGACCGUUCGUGGGCAAUUUUGCUCGCCAGACGUCCAAGACGCCUAGUCCGUGGUCGCUCCUCGGCCCGAUGCUGGUGCUGAACUUUGUGGCGCUUGUCAUUUUGCAGUUCCCUGUCAAGGCGUUGAUGGCUUAUACAACUCAGAGUCCGUUGAGUCAGGAUCAAUACUUGAUCACUGCUCUCAAGUCCAAAGACAAGUACUACCUCCAAUUCACCCUCAUGGAGCUUCUCCGCGUGGCUCACAUCCCCGCCUCCCGUAAGGCCCUCUUUGACAACAUCUCCAGAUCUCCCAUCCCCGUCCUCGCCCUCUGGCAAGACCUUCUUCUCCACUUUGGCACCGUCCACCACACCCUGAUCACCCGCGGCUCCAUCUCUCGCCCCCUCACCCCCGCCCAGCCUUCCACCCCUUCGUCUGCCCACGCCAUCCCCAUCAAGCAAGGCGACAUCUUUCGUCCCCAGCCCAAAGCCAAGUCUUCAUCAUUCAACCUCAAAGCCGCUUUCGACGGACCUAUCCGGCCUUCUGCCCCUCCUCCCGCUGUGGCAGAGAAUAUUUCGAAAGUCGGUGAUCUGGCCAAGAAGAGGAUUGGAGAGGCACAAGGCAUGGCGUUGGGGAGGAUUGAAGCGACGGGGGUGGGGGCGAGUUUUGUUGGAGAGGCGAGGGUUGCGCGGAGGGAUGUGCAUGAAUGGGCGGGGAGAGAGUGGGCCAGGAGGUCGGUGAGAGUUGUGCUGGGAGAUGCGGUCAUUGUGCAGAGAGUUAUUGACAUUAUGGUGCUCUUGGCAGGCGCUUCGAUCCAAGAAGAUACCUACGGCAACGUCCAGCAAGUGCUUCCCUCGACCCUUGAAGCAAUAGUCCGAUUCCGGGAUGCCGUCAAGCUGUUUGAGCUGGAACUUGUUGGCAAGGCGAGAGUGCUCGGGCCAGCGCAGGAGAGCGGCUUGGGAGAGAUCAAGGAGAGUCUGGGAGAGAUUGUCACCUACUGUGAAGACUCUGUGCGCAAGGUGGCUGCUGAUUUCGGGCAGAGCCUGGGGGCAUUCAGGUUCCCGCCUGUCAUUGCGCAUAGCUUGGGAGAAAUUUGCAAGCCCAGCAUUUGA